Eucalyptus grandis is the source of this 826-nucleotide messenger RNA. Its product is annotated as histidine kinase 3-like. The record is from RefSeq and is a predicted model, not a curated record. The transcript has 2 exons. Bases 281 to 766 code for a protein of 161 amino acids. Gene Ontology annotation, biological process: phosphorelay signal transduction system. NCBI's taxonomy places the organism in Eukaryota, Viridiplantae, Streptophyta, Magnoliopsida, Myrtales, Myrtaceae.
AUUUGUAAGAAUACCCCAGGUGAGAUCCACGUUUACCUUUACUGCAGUUUUCAAUGAUGCCUGUUCUACCUCAAAAGAGUGCAAGGGCCAGCAAGUGAAAGGACAAGGUGACUCUGGCACCUCAGAAUUUCAUGGUAUGAAAGCAGUGGUAGUUGACACAAGACCUGUCCGUGCCAAUGUAUGAAAGUAUCAUAUCCAGAAGCUUGGUAUUCAUGUUGAGGUAGUUGCAGACUUGAACCAGUGCUUCCACACCAUACAAAGUGGGAAUUGCAGAAUAGAUAUGGUGCUCUUGGAAUGGGAAAUUUGGGACAAGGACUCUGGUUUGUCAGCAAUCUUUCUGGAUAAAUUGAGGGACAUGAAGCCACGGGUGUCUCCACGGUUGUUUCUUCUAUCUAAUUCUAUCAGCUCUAGUGGGAUGAGUGGUGCAACUACAGAUGCUACUGGUCCAUCCGUGAUCAUGAAGCCUCUAAGGGCUAGUAUGCUGGUGGCGUCUUUACAGCGCGUCAUGGGAGUUGGAAACCGAAUAAGUUGCUCCAAUGAGGAGUCUCCGAGUCUGUCUCUCCGCAACCUUCUCUGUGGCCGAAAAGUCCUAGUCGUGGAUGACAACAAAGUAAAUCUCAGAGUGGCCGAGGGAGCUUUGAGGAAAUAUGGAGCUGAUGUGGUUUGUACGGACAGUGGGGAAAAAGCAAUUGCUUUGCUCAGACCACUGCAUGAUUUUGAUGCCUGCUUCAUGGAUAUCCAGAUGCCAGGAAUGGAUGGGUGGUGAUAAUGGAUACGUGCAUCUAAUGGUUCUAUAAUUCCUUUGAUCAUAUUUGAAGCUACAAAA